Molecule: messenger RNA, 2007 nt
Organism: Penicillium egyptiacum
Lineage: Eukaryota; Fungi; Ascomycota; Eurotiomycetes; Eurotiales; Aspergillaceae
Source: the annotation of a GenBank genome assembly
AUGGCGGCUAGGGACCGCUUCGGUGUCUACGCUGAGCCAGGCGCUUCGCCGUUGCAGCGGGCAAUCCGAAAUGCCUGCGAUCCUCAAAACUAUGAGCCGAACCUAGCCCUGAACCUCGAAGUUGCGGAUCUAAUCAACUCCAAGAAAGGCAAUGCGCCCCGAGAAGCCGCUUUUGAGAUCGUUCAUCUCAUCAAUUCCCGAAAUCAGAAUGUGGCAUUAUUGGCGUUGGCGUUACUCGAUAUUGCCGUCAAGAACUGCGGAUAUCCGUUCCAUCUCCAGAUCGGCACGAAGGAAUUCUUGAAUGAAUUGGUCCGCAGGUUCCCCGAGCGACCACCCAUACGGCCCUCCAGGGUCCAGCACCGCAUUUUGGAGUCGAUCGAGGAGUGGCGCCAGACUAUCUGCCAGACAUCGCGCUAUAAGGAUGACCUAGGCUUCAUUCGGGACAUGCACCGUCUGUUGCUUUACAAGGGGUAUAUGUUCCCGGAGGUCCGCCGGGAAGAUGCUGCGGUCUUGAACCCUAGUGAUAACCUCCGCUCAGCGGAUGAGAUGGAAGAGGAAGAGAGGGAAGCACAGUCUGCCAAACUCCAGGAAUUGAUUCGGAGAGGCACUCCCUCCGAUUUGCAGGAAGCGAACCGGCUCAUGAAGGUUAUGGCAGGAUUCGACAAUCGGCACAAAACUGACUAUCGAGCGAAGGCCGCAGAGGAGGUUGUUAAGGUGCAACAAAAAGCCAAGAUUCUCGAGGAGAUGCUGCAGAAUCAACAACCCGGGGGAGCUCUCCCUGAAGGCGACGUUUUCGAGGAACUUGCGAGUGCCUUGCAAAGCGCUCACCCAAAAAUCCAGAAAAUGUGCGAAGAAGAAUCGGAUGAUCCCGAGGCCGUCCACAAGCUAUUGGAGAUAAACGACAGCAUACAUCGCACUAUCGAGCGGUAUAAGCUAGUCAAGAAGGGUGAUCUGGAUGCUGCGUCUCAGAUCCCCAAGGGUACGCUGGGCACCACGACCGGAGUCUCAAAAAAUGCAAACAACGAGCUCUCUCUUAUCGAUUUCGACCCGGAGCCUGAACCCAGCUCCAACGGCCACGAGGCCGGCCCAUCCCAGGGUGGUAACUCCUUGGAGAAUGAUCUGCUCGGCCUUUCAUUAGGUGAACGAGCUCCCUCUCCGGGAGGUGGUAUUUCUCUCGGAUCUUCCAGUAAGUACGGCGGCACAGUUUUCCCCCAAAGCACCACUGACAAUAUCAAAGUGAAUUUCCCGUCCAUGUCAGCAAGCCCAACACCGCCUGUCCCAUCACAACCUCAUCAGCAGGCGCCAACAGCUCUCAAACCUAAUUAUGAUAUCCUUGCUUCUAUGAACAGUUCGCGAUCUGUCUCUCAAUCUGCUACACCUGUGAUGGGUGUCUCGUCCAAACAACAGUCCACAGCGACACCGCCACCAGCGGCCGACCCAUUUGCAUCGCUUGUCUCUGCCAGCCCACGGGCAACAUCUAGUCCCUUCCAACCUCCGGCGCAAAGCCAACCUGCUCCGGCUUCGUCGUCAUUGCUGGACCUGGUCGGAGACACGGGUCCGUCCCGGCAACCUGCGCAGCAGGCCGCUCCAGUGGAAGAUGAUGAGUGGGAUUUCGCAUCCGCAUUGCCGGCGAGCAAUGCCCUUCCAUCGACCAAUAAGAUCCAAGUCCUGAACUCUCAGCUCCGUGUAGAUUUUGCUGCACGUCGGGUACCGAACCAGCCACGCCAGAUCCACAUUGUAGCCAUCUUCUCAAACACAACUGGCCAAAGUAUUGGAGAUCUCCAUUUCCAGGUCGCUGUGGAGAAGUCCUACACGCUACAGCUUCGGCCGCAAUCAGGCCGAGACAUUGCACCCCAGCAGCAAAAUGGGGUCCAACAGUUGAUGCUCAUAGACGGGAUCGAUAUUGGGAACGGCGACUCGGUGAAAAUUCGGUUCAAGGUCUCUUACAAGCUUGGCGGCGAGGCCCGUGAGGAACAGGGGAUGGUGCCACCGCUGGGCAUCGCCUAG